Messenger RNA from Helicoverpa zea (corn earworm), 1059 nucleotides. RefSeq lists its product as uncharacterized. The record is from RefSeq and is a predicted model, not a curated record. Gene Ontology annotation, biological process: cristae formation. The transcript is spliced from 8 exons. Gene Ontology annotation, cellular component: MICOS complex. The coding region runs from base 159 to 902 and encodes 247 amino acids. Lineage: Eukaryota; Metazoa; Arthropoda; Insecta; Lepidoptera; Noctuidae.
UUUUUUUUUUUAAUAAAUGGCAAUUUAAAAAUCUUCCGCGCAAUCGAUACGAAAACGGCAACACCAUUUUCAGCUGUCACCAAGCAAGCAGCUGAUAAAUCGCAAUUUUGUUACAUACAACAUUUAUGUAAUUUUUGCUGGGAAACAUCUCUUUAGAGAUGCUGCGGAAAGUAGUGUUAGGUUCGGUCGGAUUGGCCACUUUCAUACCGGUGGUGGGUGCUGCGACUCCUAUCAAGGAAGACCCGCCGAAUGUUGCGAAGCCCCCUCUCAUGAAGCCUUCGGACCUGCCGAUCUACGAAGCUCCUCAUGCGGAAUAUGCUGAGAAAGUCAAAGCUAAGUCUGACAAAAAUGAGGUUGGUUAUGUGAAGUCAGCGCUUCUGACUCCAGUCCGUAUGGUUCGUGAGCAAGUGCAGAUUGUGGUCGAACACACAGACAAAGUUAAGCACUCAGUGCAAGAUCAGUACCAUGACCUUCAGGAUAAAACCGGUUGGAUUUUCAAGUUCCUCCGAGAAGAAGAAAACAAGGAGGUGCGAUAUGGUGCUGUAGCAAUGGGUGGUCUUACUGGCUUCAUCUUUGGUCUCAGAGGCGGCCUCAUCAGGCGAGUAAUCUACGCAACUGCGGGUACCACCGCCAUGGGUUGGGUGUGCUUCCCCGAAGAAACAAAAGACAUUCUGAAGAACAACUCCGUACUAGCAAAGCAAUACAUCAACAUUGCAUACAACUUCCUUUAUGGAGUGAAACCCGGUGACCCUCAACUGGAGGUGAACUUCCCAGAGCUGAGUUUCCCCAAAGACUUUUCUGAGUUUGUGGACAUGUCAGUCUCUUUGGCAUCAUCAGUCAAGCAGGCGAUAAUGCCUCCGCCAGCGAAAGAGGAAUCAAAACCAGAGGAGAAAAAGGAAUAGAUUACAUGCCGAAAGAUGAUGUAGAUGAGUCAGUUCGAGCGCCGUGAGGUGAAAAUAUCGACUACCACAACCGUUUUAGUGAAAUAUUAAAUUUAUUUAUUGUUUGCUAGUUAAAGUGUAAUACAAUCGACAUGUAAUUAAACAAAUUAUAUUUUUA